This is a messenger RNA of Durotheca rogersii, 1839 nucleotides long. RefSeq names its product phytanoyl-CoA dioxygenase. Bases 392 to 1402 code for a protein of 336 amino acids. NCBI's taxonomy places the organism in Eukaryota, Fungi, Ascomycota, Sordariomycetes, Xylariales, Xylariaceae. The transcript has a single exon. The record is from RefSeq and is a predicted model, not a curated record.
CCCUCAUCUUCGGGCUUCUCUUAUCGAUACGUCCCCGACCGCCGAGCUCCGGGACCCCACCUCUCGUCCUACUACCCCGCUAGGCGCUGCAAUCCUCCGGGGGGCCCUUAUCGUCCCAUCCAUCCCCUCUCCGCGCCCCUAUAUUUAUACCUGUUUGGCGGAUGUGAACAGCAUCCUUUGCCUGUCCGCACCGUUCCCGCUACCACCGUCGCAUUUCACGCCGUCCACGCAGCACUUGCAUGCAUACACAUACCACUUGCUUAUUUCCCGGACCAGCUUACUACGGGCAGGCAAUCCGACCUCAGGUCCCCCGGGCGUUAGCUACCAUCACACCCACACCCACACCCACACACAUAUAGGGGGGGCCAGUUCACGCAACACGCACGCGAACAUGUCCCCAGCAGCAACCACAACCAGCACCUCCUCGGCGGCGGCGGCGCCCGUCGCCGGGGGCCUGACGGCGGAGCAGGUCGCGUCGUUCUGGCGGGACGGGUACCUGGUGAUCCCGGACGCGCUGUCGGCGGCGACGGUGGCGGGGCUGCUGGCGGAGACGCGGGCGCUGCUGGCGGGGUUCUCGCUGGCGUCGCACCCGCUGACGCGGUUCAGCACGGGGGAGUCGGGGGCGGCGCACGUGGGGGACGAGUACUUCCUGGGGUCGGGGGACCAGGUGCGGUUCUUCUUCGAGGAGGACGCGUUCGACGGCGCGACGGGCGCGCUGGCCAAGCCCAAGGAGCGCGCCGUCAACAAGAUCGGGCACGCGCUGCACGCGCUGUCGGCCCCGUUCGCCGCGCUGCUCGACCCCGCGCAGAACCCCCCCGGCGGCGCCGCCCCUGGUGCUCGCGACAGCCACCCCGCCGCCGUCGCCCGCGCCCUCGGCUUCCGCGACCCCCGCUGCCUCCAGAGCAUGGUCAUCUGCAAGCAGCCCGAGAUCGGCGGCGCCGUGCCGCCGCACCAGGACAGCACCUUCCUCUACACGGACCCGCCGAGCGCCGUCGGCUUCUGGUACGCGCUCGAGGACGCCACGGCGGCCAACGGCUGCCUCAGCUUCCUGCCCGGCAGCCACCGCUGGGCGCCCGUGCGCCAGCGCUUCGUGCGCGCUGCCGGCGGCGGCGGCACCGAGUUCGUCGACAACGACGGCGCGCGCUUCCCGCCCGGCGACGAGUACGGCGAGCGCGUCGCCGCCCCCGCCGCCCCCGAGCCCGCCUACGUCCUCGGCGAGGUCUCCGCCGGCUCCCUCGUCCUCAUCCACGGCAACCUGCUCCACAAGAGCGAGCGCAACCUCAGUCAGAAAGGCCGCAUCAUAUACACCUUCCACAUCAUCGAGGGCGACGGCCCCACGUACGACGAGCGGAACUGGCUGCGCCCGCCGGCCGGGGGCCUGACGCGGCUGUUCCGGGACUGAGCGGGAGAGGAGGGAAGGAGGGCCGAGGGAUUAAGGGGCCGCGAGAGAGAGAGCAUGUAUAACAGCGUCCCUCGACGGCGAGUGCGGAGAUGGUAGUUAGGACGGAUGGAUACGGACUGAUAGAAGAGAAAACGCGGGGUCUCCAACUGUGUAGGGCAGCGUUAUCAGUUGCGAACCCAACUCGUCUAUUCUUCCACGCGAUCCCGGGCGACGGGCCCUGUUUCGAAGCCGCGGUAGAGCAUCCCAGGCACGAUGAGAAGUAUAGGGGGUAGCAUGAUUAGGCAUCUAGGAGGGCUUAUUUAGUAGAGCGGUAGCCAAGUUGGAAUGUGGCAAACCCAGCUCCUAUGAACUGCGGCGGGUUCGUAUGAAAAUCUCGCUGUAAUAUAACUUAUGAACGCUCCCAUCUCGCGUUAACGGAGCGAGAAAAACGAUAGCUA